ACUUUGCUAUAAGUGAAGCAAAAAUAAAACAGGGCCAGCAUCCAUCUACCAGAAAUUAAUUUUAUCGACAUUUCGAUAUGUCAAAUGUGUGCGGAUCGAUGUAUGAUGCCAACUUAUCGAUAUAUACAUUUUUUAUUGCAAAAUUGAUUUGUUUGACACUCGAAGUUUCCUUAUAAAUCCAAAAUAAAAGAAAGUAUAAAGUUAUUAAAAACUAUCAAAAAGUGAAAAUCGGAAAAUCCAGCAGGGAAAGCUUCUCCCAAUUGCCUGCAGGGAGUGUAUUAAGUGCGGCAUUUGUCGAAAAAAGAAGAAAAAAAACGUCUCGCAAUUGCGACGAAGACGACGACAACGAACUUGAGCACACCAAUACACACUCAAUGAAAAGUGAUUGCAUGUCGCUUCUUAAUUUCAUCUGACGUCUCAACAUUUUGUUUGUUGAAAAAGAGAUUACAACUUUCAGGCAAGAACGUGUAUCCAGCGUUGAAAAGAAAAAUUUGUUGCGAAAUUGGUAACGGAAGGAGAACUCGAACCAUACAAUGACCACCUCCAUAGUUGAAGUUAUACAACAUUAUCAACGUAGCAUUGAUAAUAGUCAAGACAAUGAGGCCAGGCUUCUAUACUGUAUACAAAAACUAUACAAACUGCCCAUUAAAGUUGAACACCUGCAAGAAACUGGCGUAGGAAAGACUGUCAAUUCACUGCGGAAAUUUAAUGGUGAAAUAGGUGUUGCUGCUAAAAGUUUAGUAACAAAAUGGAAGGCUAUGGUGGCAGCCGAAGAAGAACCCAUGGACACCACACCACAAUCAUACGAGAAUGAAUCACAUCAUAAUGACCACGGGGGUGCCGAACCACCAUCACCCCAUAAUAACAAUCCAGAGGAAGAGGAGGAUGAUGCAAAUCUUAAUCAUACUACCACAACACAACACAAUGAGAGCAAGCAUUCGGGGCAUUCUGAAAAGGAUAGACACAAAGAACGCAAUCACGGUAGUAGUAGCACCCACCACAAAGAAUCUAGCAAUAAACAUUCAUCAUCUUCCUCGUCCAAGCACUCGAACGAUAAACAUAAGACAUCAUCUUCAUCAUCAUCAUCAUCAUCCAGAGAUAAGGAAGCUCACCACAAAUCUAGUAGUGGCAGCAAGGAGAGAGAGAAAGAGAAGACCGAACAUAAAUCUAGGGAUAAGCAUAAAGAAAAGGAUCACCAAAAAGAUAGAGAACGCAGUGAAAAGCGCAAAGAGGAAAAACACAAAUCUGAAAAGGAAUCCAAAACGGAUUUAAAUUCCAGUCACAAACAUAGUUCGAGUUCUAAGAACAAAAGCGAGGAUAGCCACAAUAAUAAUCAUCGUUCAUCCUCCAAGGAAAAAGGCGAUAAAGAGCGAACAGAGAAACAUAAAAGUUCUUCCAAGGAUAGGGACAAAUCAAAGGAGGAAAAAACUUCAUCUUCCUCAAAGGAAAAAAAUGAUCGCAAAUCUACAUCAUCCUCCACUUCCCACAAAUCAUCAUCAUCAUCAUCCACCAAAGAGCCCUCGGAAUCAACAGAACGCAAAAGACGGCAUAAUUCCGACACAGAAUCAAUUGAUUUCAAAUCACCACAGCCUAAAGUUGCCAAAACGCAAAAGUCCUCAAGCUCGGCCAAAGCUUCGCCCACCGAGGAUGAUGAUGGGGAAGAUGAUUGUUUUGAUUCUUCCAUGGGAACCAAUUUUGGCGACAUUCUGGGCAUGUUGAAUAUGCCAACAAGCAAGAAGAGCAAGAAAUCCAAUAAAACGCCAGCCAGCGAAAAGGAUAGUCCUCCCAAACCCUCAACAAGCAACAAGAAAAAUGGCAUGAAUGCAUCUCCUGUAGUAUACAGUCCUGUGUCAACAUCUAAACCGACAACAUCUAAACCGACAACAGCGAAACCUGAUCUUUUGUCGUCAACAGCGAAAUUGGAACCAUUAGAUCCAAAUAUAGCUUUAGAAUUACCCACAAUAUCGACAAAUUACAAACCUAUGCCACUCAAUCAAACUGUUAUGGACUGCGUUUUUAAUACCACUUCAAGUUCAUCCAAACCAAUGCGCACCCUAACCGAUGCUGAGGCCCUGCAUCACGGAAUUUCGUCAAAAACAAUGAGAACAAAAAUUUAUUCUGGAUCAAAAACUGGGCAAAUAUUUCAAGUACCAUCUCUAUUCGAUAUGUGUAUACGAAUCCUACAAAAGAAUAUCGAUGCUUUGGAGUACACUGGUGGUGUACCAUUCGAAGUAUUACGACCAGUUUUAGAAAGAGCCACACCAGAACAAUUGUAUGAAUUCGAGGAUUACAAUCGCUAUUUGAUGGAGGACAGUGAUGUGCUGUGGCAAGUGCAUGUUUCUAGAAAAUUUCGCACUCAGAAACGUUUGGAAAAUGAGUCAUGGAGAGAAAUGUUCAUACGCUGUCAAGAAGAAGAGGAACGCAGAUUAAGUUUCCUAAAAGACAGCAUCAAACAAUCACAGAAAAUCGCUGCGGCACCCGUGCGAAAGACACAAUUGGCGUUUGUCGAUUCGAUGGUGAAACCACCGCGUAAUGUAAUGCGCAAACAAGAGCAAUAUGGAACAAAAGCUAAACUAGUGGCCACACCAGCAGCCCGUGUUGCCUCAUUGCAAAAUGCCACACCGAAUGCAGCCAAAUCGGGUGAUCAACGUUUGAAAGUGUCACCAGCUGUAAGAGAUAAUGCUCAAGUUUCAAGUUCUGUGGUACGCAAUAAAAAGGCACCCCUAAUGCAGAAGACAUUGGCAUUCAUGCGGGGUCGUCUAAAGCGUUAGAAAGGAGCCAAGCAACCAACUACCUCUCCAGGGUGAUGAGUAUGUUGGUGAAGGAUCAUCUAGCCUUAGUUAUUUAUAGAUAAGGAAGCAAAAACAGAAAAUAAUUUAAAUUAUUUAACAGAAACAGAAAAGUGAUAGUCCUUUUUGUUUGCCUCAUACCACUUGUUUGGGUUUUCUAUUUUCUUAAACUUUUUAUCUUUUAUGGGUUUAUCAUCUUGAUGAGCCCUUUCUCUACUACACACUCAUCCAUCUUAUUUUACUAUAUCAGUCUUUUGUCUCCUCAUGCCACCAUCCACCCCCUCGAACUAAAAAAAAACAAAUUCCUCAAAAUCUAUAUACUCGUUAGUUCCACAUACCGUUCACUUGUACUUUACACCGUUUUAAUCCCUUUAAUGGAGCAUAAUUUUAUUUAUUAUAAUUGCAAACUUGAAGGAAACCACAGUUUGUCACCUUACAAAUCAAAGUAUGUUUUAUGUAUGACAGCAUCACAUCUUUCUCCUACGUACAUAGCCACAGAUAUGAUUUGUUUGGUUUUUUCUCUUAUUGUUAUUCAUAAAAAACAUAUGAAAAUAAACAUAUGCAGCUUUUUGUUUUUCUCCUGCCAACCACUUAAUAUCACAAUGAAAAUGUAAACUAUUUAUUUUUUUUCCUUUUCUUUCGUUGUAACGUGUAAUGAUUGCCAAUAUUGUUGUGCAUGUUAUAAGUUAUACCUACAUACCUACAAAAUAAUCGUUUAGAAUUGUAACAAACAUAAUAGCAAAAGUUAUGAAAAUAUUUUAAAUACAAUAAAAACAAAUAUCUCAAACCAAUAGCAAA
Stomoxys calcitrans (stable fly) is the source of this 3587-nucleotide messenger RNA. RefSeq names its product transcription elongation factor B polypeptide 3 (gene EloA). Gene Ontology annotation, cellular component: elongin complex; nucleus. Gene Ontology annotation, biological process: transcription elongation by RNA polymerase II. Lineage: Eukaryota; Metazoa; Arthropoda; Insecta; Diptera; Muscidae. The record is from RefSeq and is a predicted model, not a curated record. The transcript has 8 exons. Bases 534 to 2771 code for a protein of 745 amino acids.